Messenger RNA from Entrophospora candida, 183 nucleotides. The record is from the annotation of a GenBank genome assembly. NCBI's taxonomy places the organism in Eukaryota, Fungi, Glomeromycota, Glomeromycetes, Entrophosporales, Entrophosporaceae.
AUGACAGCAUUUAAUAUUGGUGGUAUGACAUUACACUCUUGUUUGGGAUUAAGGAUAUAUUUAGGCAAAUGGAAUGUGGAUGAAUUAAUAACUAGAAUAAAAAAUUCAAAUGAAUCUUAUGAAAGAUGGAAAGAAAUUGAAAUUUUGUUGAUUGAUGAAAAUACUGAAUUUUGGAAAUUUUAG